Molecule: messenger RNA, 4008 nt
Organism: Xyrauchen texanus (razorback sucker)
Lineage: Eukaryota; Metazoa; Chordata; Actinopteri; Cypriniformes; Catostomidae
Gene: slc1a3b
Product: solute carrier family 1 member 3b
Exons: 11
Coding region: 322-1935 (537 amino acids)
Biological process (GO): D-aspartate import across plasma membrane; L-aspartate import across plasma membrane; L-glutamate import across plasma membrane
Cellular component (GO): plasma membrane
Molecular function (GO): neutral L-amino acid transmembrane transporter activity; glutamate:sodium symporter activity; L-glutamate transmembrane transporter activity
Source: RefSeq, a predicted model, not a curated record
CGUUUUAGGGAUUUCGUGUUUACGGUGUUAUGUCGUCAUGGCAACAAAGUUGCGAAAUUGGAUAUAACUUAACACAGAAAAGUUGUUUUGUCAUUAUUUGAGCUUGACUGCCUCUGGUCCCCAUCCACUUUCAUUGUACAAAAGAGAGCAUCUCAGAAAUUCUGCUUAAUUUCUCCUUUGGUGUUUCAUGGAAAAAGAAAGUCGUAUGGGUUUGGAGUGACAUGAGGGAUCAUUCUGUGUGCGCCUGUGGCUGGAGUCUCAUUUGGGUCACCGGUUCCACCCAGCUAGCUUGAACUCAGUGUGUUGAGUGACACUGCCAGGAUGACAAAAACCAGUGGGGAGAAGCCACGGUCCCGCAGCCGCAUGCAACAGUUUCGAGAGAGAAUUCACCUGCGUUCCCUUAAGGCAAAGAAGAAAGUGGAAGAUAUCACUAAAGAUGACGUGAAGUCCUUUUUGAAGAGAAAUGCUUUUGUGCUGUUCACCGUUGGAGCUGUGGUCAUUGGUAUCAUGCUGGGUUUUGCCUUGAGGCCAUACAAGAUGUCAUACAGAGAAGUGAAGUAUUUCUCCUUUCCCGGAGAACUAUUGAUGCGAAUGCUGCAGAUGUUAGUGCUCCCCCUACUGAUAUCCAGUUUGAUUACAGGCAUGGCAGCAUUGGACAGUCGAGCCUCUGGAAAGAUGGGAAUGCGUGCAGUCAUAUACUACAUGACCACUACUUUUAUCGCUGUGUUUAUUGGCAUCAUCAUGGUUCUCAUUAUCCACCCGGGCAAAGGCUCAAAGGAUGAAUUCGCCGAACAGCAAAAGAUCGAGCAGGUCAGCCCUGCGGAUGCCUUCCUGGACCUCAUCAGAAACAUGUUUCCACCUAAUCUGGUCCAAGCUUGCACACAACAGUUCAAGACUCAAUAUGGAAAGAGAAUCAUUCAUGUGAAGAUGAUAGUGAAUGAUUCUAUAUUUAACCUGACUAACGCCACCCAGGAGAUCGCCCAAGAGGAGGUAAUUCCUCUCUCUGGCAACACCAGUGGGGUUAAUGCCCUCGGGCUGGUGGUGUUUUCAAUGUGCUUCGGCUUGAUCGUUGGGAACAUGAAGGAACAGGGACAGGCUCUCAGAGACUUCUUUAACUCUCUCAAUGAGGCCAUCAUGAGACUUGUCGCUAUUAUUAUGUGGUACGCACCAAUUGGAAUACUCUUUCUGAUUGCUGGAAAAAUCGUGGAGAUGGACGACAUCACUGAGAUGGGCGGUCAGCUGGGCAUGUACACUGUCACAGUGAUAAUUGGCCUCAUGAUACAUGGGAUGAUCAUUCUUCCAACUUUGUACUUUGUCAUCACACGGCAGAACCCCUACAUGUUCAUAACGGGUUUACUGCAGGCUCUCAUCACAGCUUUUGGAACAUCUUCCAGCUCAGCCACUCUUCCAGUUACCUUCAGAUGUUUGGAAGAGAAUAACAAAGUUGACAAACGUGUGACUCGAUUUGUGCUUCCUGUUGGAGCUACGAUCAACAUGGAUGGAACAGCACUAUAUGAAGCCCUGGCAGCCAUCUUUAUCGCCCAGGUUAACAACAUGGACAUGAACUUCGGGCAGAUCAUAACCAUUAGCAUUACAGCCACUGCUGCAAGUAUUGGGGCGGCCGGAAUCCCCCAGGCUGGGCUGGUCACCAUGGUGAUUGUACUGACCUCUGUCGGACUGCCGACUGAUGACAUCACUCUCAUCAUUGCUGUUGAUUGGUUCCUGGAUCGACUGCGUACAACAACAAAUGUACUGGGAGAUUCAAUAGGAGCUGGAAUUAUUGAGUUCUUGUCCAAAGAUGAGCUUCAAAGCGGUGAUUUGGAGUUGGGAAGCUGUGUGCUAGAGGAGAAUGAAGUGAAGAAACCCUAUCAGAGGAUUUCUCAGGAGAAUGAAUAUGAGAAUGAGAAACCACGAGACAGUGAAACCAAGAUGUAGAGGAGGCAAGUUCAAUGCCCAACCAAGGAUUUUUUUGUGUGUGUGUGAAUGUGCAGUGGCCCCAAAAAUUAUCUAGAUACUAAAGCCAUACUUACAAAUGCAUGAAUAUCUGCAUUAUAGAACAAAAUUUCAGUGGUGGUGGUGGUGUAGUGGCUAAAGCACAGGGCUGGUAAUCAGAAGGUCACAGGUUCUAACCCCAUGGCCUCCACCAUUGUGCUAUGACAUCUGUGUGAACUUAAAGAGGUAGAGGUACUUCAAUCAAUCAUUUUAAAAUCUCUGAAUAUUUUCUCACCCUCAUGCCUUCCCAGAUGUGUAUGACUUUCUUCUGUUGAACACAAACAAAGAAUUUUAGAAGAAUAUUUCAGCUCUUGAAAUAUUGAAUAUUUCAUUUUACAAUGAAAGCAAAUGGUACCAACAUUUUUAAGCACCAAAAGUCAUAAAGGCUGCAUUGAAGUAAUCCAUAAGACUCCAGUGUUUAAAUCUAUACCUUCAGAAGGGAUAUAAGUUUGGGUGAGAAACAGAUCAAUAUUUAAACCCAUUUUUACUAUCACUCUACUAUCACUUUUACUUUCCAUUUCACAUGGUUUUUCUUUUGUUUUUGCCGAUUCGCAUUAGUCGUGUGUAUCACCACCUACUGGGCAGGGAGGAGAAUUUAUUGUAAAAACAGACUUAAAUAGUGAUCCGAUUCUCACCCACACCUAUCAAAUCACUUCAGAAGUUAUCAAUUUAACCACUGGAGUUUUAUAGAUUACGUUUAUGCUUCAUGUGCUUCAGAAUUGCAUUGUGAGGACCUACAGAGCUGAGAUAUUCUUCUAAAAAAUCUUUGUUUGUGUUCUGCAGAAGAAAGAAAGUCAUAGACAUCUGGGAUGGCAUGAGGGUGAGGAAAGUAUGAGAUCAUUUUCAUUUUUGGAUGAACUAUCCCUUUAAGGGGAAGUAACUUCAUACAUCCACCAAAAAUCCACUUGACCCCAGUUGGUUAAAAAAAGGAAAAUGGUUAAGAAAGGUGAAGUUAGUUCUAUGAUCAGGUCUAGCAUCAUUUGUUUGCAAAUGCCACUUGUUUUGAUAUUUCGUUGUUCCAUUAUUUCAUGCAAUGAAAAUUCAGACAUUGUUAAGUGUAACUUAAGUAUCUAAAAGUGUCCAAAUACUUUUUGGGGCCUCCGUGUUGGCUUUAUUUUUAUUUUAAUUUUUUUAGCCUUCUUUUGUCCUUUUAUGGUAAUUUUGUUCAUGUGCUUUGGAUGUCUCCGGGUCUGCCAAAUGAUAAUUGGAUUUGGCAGGAGAGUUUUGCCUUUAUAAAAAUAUAUAAUAACGCAUGUUCUUUUUUGCAUCGCUUUCAUUGUUUUAAUAAUUAGUUAAAAUCUGAAUUUAUGUACUGUCAAGCGGGCAUUGAAAUUAAUAAUAGACUCAACGUGUUACACAAGCUACAGUUACAAUAAUAAUAUCAAGAUUCAAACCUUAAAGGUUUGAAGAAGUUCAACAGGGUCAUGUAUGUAAAUUGGACUGAUUUUAAGCAAUGAUUUUAAGAGAUGAAUGUCAAUGCUUUUCUCACAGUAAAUUAUUCACCUGAUGAGCAAGCAUAAGUUCUGCGCUGGGUGUUUAAUAAGGGCAGGAUUCCAUGAUUCAAAACAUUUGGGCUCUGUAUUUUACAUAAUCAUCUAUAAAUAGAGUAUGUGAAGACUCUUUCAUAUUUAUUUUGUAUUUGAGCAGAUAUUUCAGCACAUUCAAUGACCCUCUUGUUGCCAUCUGCUGAAAUUACUAAUAAAUAGAAAUAAUACUUAGCUGCUACUGAUUAUUAAUUGUAGGUAAAGGGGCUGAGUGUUUGCGAUGACAUGCAAAAUUGAGUGAUUUUAAAAGCUGUAUAUCUUUUUAAAACAUAAAUGCUAUAGAUUAUUAUACUUACUCAACAGGAAACUGUGAUGUUUGUUUGCCUUUUUUUAAAUGCUUACAUUUGUUUUUGAGAAUGCUGAAUAUUUCCUAUCAAGAGUGUAAAGAACAAAAUUGGUGAUUAGAAAUUAUAUAGAAGAUAAAGAUUAUAAGGAUUGUGUGUAUGUUAAAUAUAGUUUUAAAUAAAAUGGA